UGUCACGUAGUUGACGAAGAGUGAUGCAAGCACUCCUAGGUACGUAAACACCAGUUCCCAUCCCCGGUUGUCGAUUUCGAGGUGUCGGAUGGUUUGGUGCAACAGCAGGCCCAGCAGCGCCGAGAAACCAGCUGUCGAUUGCCAUGACGAAUCGAGGGCUGCGGAUAGAUACGACAUGGUUUGUUUGUCACCGUCAGUGUAUUCUCUCUUCUGUGUGGGUUUAUGAGCAAUGACAGGUGAAUUCCCAAGCGCGUCUCAAGAUGACGGUAACAACGGUGGCUUUGAAGCUUGCAACACGAUGCGUUUACUGAGCACUCUACCAAUCGGAGAGAAAGGAUGCCAAUUCGUGGUUUAUGUAAGUGCUUCUGAAGGAACUUGUUUCAAUUCGUUCGUUUACUUCCCAGAUAGAAUAAGUACUCGGCGAAUAUACCUAAGUUCACGAUUGUCCCCGGGACAUAUAGUUCCGGCUCACGUCACCCGUCUUGCGUUUAUCUAUUUUCCUGCAACAAAGUACCCGAGAUCCUCUUUGCGCUUCGUCGAGAUCACAGUAAGCCGGAAAAUAGCAUUUGGUCGUUGCCGCGAAGAUCUGCAGUUACUACAGAAGCAAUAAAUAGAGAUCUUUUGAAAUACAUGAGAGCGGCUAAGUGCACGCAGGUAGAAGUGUAGAAAACGCU
Dothidotthia symphoricarpi CBS 119687 is the source of this 674-nucleotide messenger RNA. RefSeq lists its product as uncharacterized. The transcript is spliced from 2 exons. The record is from RefSeq and is a predicted model, not a curated record. Lineage: Eukaryota; Fungi; Ascomycota; Dothideomycetes; Pleosporales; Dothidotthiaceae. The coding region runs from base 230 to 610 and encodes 126 amino acids.